Messenger RNA from Brassica rapa (field mustard), 1178 nucleotides. RefSeq names its product gamma carbonic anhydrase 2, mitochondrial. The record is from RefSeq and is a predicted model, not a curated record. NCBI's taxonomy places the organism in Eukaryota, Viridiplantae, Streptophyta, Magnoliopsida, Brassicales, Brassicaceae.
AAUAAUAAAUGUCGGUUCUGUUCAGAUCGAAUCGGUUUGGUUCAACAAAACAAAUCAACACCCGAGUCCCUCCCCCCACCCAAACGCCUCCAUAAACCUCGUGUGCUUCAGAGGAUCUCGUCUUCUUCUCUCUUUCUAAUCGAAAAUGGGAACGUUGGGACGAGUAAUCUACACUGUGGGUAACUGGAUCCGCGGGUCUGGGCAAGCUCUAGAUCGCGUCGGUUCUCUUCUUCAAGGGAGCCACCGCUUGGAAGAACACCUAUCGAGGCAUCGGACGUUGAUGAGUGUGUUUGAUAAAUCACCAUUGGUGGAUAAGGACGUGUUCGUGGCUCCGAGUGCCUCUGUUAUUGGUGAUGUUCAGAUUGGGAAAGGCUCCUCUAUUUGGUAUGGCUGUGUUCUUCGAGGUGAUGUGAAUAACAUCAGUGUUGGAUCUGGGACCAACAUCCAAGACAAUUCUCUUGUACAUGUUGCAAAAACCAACUUAGCUGGGAAGGUUUUGCCUACUACAAUUGGGGACAAUGUCACAGUAGGUCAUAGUGCUGUCAUACAUGGUUGUACUGUUGAGGAUGAGGCUUUUGUUGGCAUGGGUGCUACACUACUCGAUGGUGUAGUGGUUGAGAAGCAUGCCAUGGUUGCUGCUGGUUCCCUUGUGAGAGAGAACACACGAAUCCCUUCUGGAGAGGUAUGGGGAGGAAACCCAGCAAAGUUCAUGAGAAAGUUAACAGAUGAAGAGAUAGCAUAUAUCUCAAAGUCGGCUGAGAACUACAUCAACCUCGCACAUAUUCACGCAGCAGAGAACUCAAAGUCAUUUGAAGAGAUCGAGAUUGAGAGAGCGCUUAGGAAGAAGUAUGCACGCAAGGAUGAGGAUUACGAUUCAAUGCUUGGGAUUGUCCGUGAAACUCCAGCGGAAUUGAUUCUCCCCGACAAUGUCUUACCGGAGAAAACUACCACCAGGGUUCCAACUACUCAUUACUGAUUCACCCGCCUCAGGUUGUUUUGCAGACAAAGAUUGAUUAAGUCAAGAGAGAUAUUAUCUUUUGGUUUUGCCCUUUUUUUCUUCCGAGUAAGCAUGGGAUUUGUUAUAUUCUUGCUCAAUAAAGCCGAAAAGAACAUGUACUGUUGCAUUAUGUCACAUUUGUUGGAUGAAUAAUUGCAUAAAGAAAAACGAUUUGCAUUCA